ACACAUUCACGAUAAACUAAAAAAUAUUUAUAUCAUUAAAAUAAAUAAAUAAUGAAUAAUUUAAAAGAAAUAUAAUAAUUGUUUAUAUAAUUAUAAAAUGCAAACUGAUGUGACAAAGUUACCAGUUGUUAAUUGUGAUUCAAAAAAAAAUAAUAAAAAUAGAGAAAUUUUUGAAACACCAAUUGAAAUUAGUAAUCAUACAAAAUGCAAGGGUACACUGUUACUUCAAUCAAAUCAAAAAAAAUUAAAUCCAUUACUUGCUGGUGGACCAUAUAAAACAAGUAUGAAAUCAGCAAAUCAUUUAAUUGGUGAUUCUAAAAAAUCAACAACUAAAAAUCCAGUUGGUCAAAGAAUAAUAUCAGCUAAAAGUUUAAGAGUCAAAGAAUUACAAAAUCAACUUGCAGAUGCUCAUUAUCAUUUAAAUGAAUUAGCAAGUGAAAAUAGAUUAUUAAGAUCAAUACAAAAAAGACAAGACUCUGCAUUAAAAAAAUAUGAAGGAACAAAUGCUGAAUUACCAAGAAUAAUAAAUUCUCAUCAUGAAGAAUUAAAAGUAUUACAAAUAAAAUAUAAAAGUUUAAGAUUACAAUACAAACAAACAUGUGAUUUAUUAAAAGAAAAAGAAAAUGAAAUUCGUUCAUUACAGAGUCAAAAUAGACAUUUAUUACAAUUGAGUAAAGAUCGUCAUUUAGGUGAAAGAGAACAAUUAAAAAUGCAAGUUUCAGAUUUAAAUUUAAGGCUUGAAAAACAACAAGAAAAAAUUCAGAUGUUAAAUAAAAAAUUAACACUAGAAACAAAAAGUUUAAAGCAUCAACUUAAUAGUGAAAUAGCAAAACAUAAAAUAACAGAAAAACAAUUAUUUGAUUCAUUGGAAAAAUUAACAGCAAUGGAAUAUUUAAUGGAUAAUCGUGAAAAACGUUUAUAUCAUAAUAAUGGACAAAUUCCAACAGGUAUUAAUAAAAAAAAAUCAAUGACAAGUCAAUCAUUGACAAAUUUACAAACGACAAUUAAAUCUUCCACUAAAAAUCGUGAUACAAUAAAAAAUGAUUUUAAAAAUCAAAGUUUGCCAAAAUUAAUGAUUAAUGAAUCAAAUGAUUUAAAAUUAUCAAAUAAAAAAUCUGAAUUACCAAUUAAAAAUGAAAUUGAAAAACCUAAAACUGAAACAAUGACAAGUUUUCAACAAGUUAGAAAAUUUAAAUUACAAAGAUCACCAUUAAGUCGUCACAGUUCAGCUCGUGCAAUGUUAACUGAUUAUGAUAAUAAAUCAUCAAGAAUACAGUAUAAUAAAAAUUUUAAUAAUUCAACACCUGAUGAUAUUAAUAGGCUAAAUGAUUAUCAAGAUGGUGCUGAUGAAGAGAUACAAAAUAUCAUGAAAAAUUAUAAUUCAAGUCAAUUUGAUGAUAAAAGAAUUCAUCAAAUAUCAGAUGAUGAUUUACUUAAACAAUAUAAUUAUUCAUCAAGUGAAGAUGAUGUUGAGGAAGAUGCUAAUGAUGAUGAUGAUGACGAUGAUAAUGACGAUGAUAAUGAUGAUCCAGUUGAUCCAGUUGAAAAACAUGAAAUAGCAAUGUCAACAAGUAAAUCAAGACAACUUCAUGCAAGACUGAUUAAUGGUAGCAUUGAAUCAUUGAGCCAACAAGUAUCAUUUAAUCAUGAAAAGAUAUCAAAUAAUUAUCAUAGAAAAAUUACAAGAAUAAAAAAUAACACAAGUCCAUUAACAAAUGAUACAGAAAAUCGUGAUAAUAUUGAUGAUAUAUUGCUGAAAAAUAAGCUAACUGAUAAUAUUGAUGAUAAAAAAUAUCCAUUGAAUUAUGAACAUGAAAGUAGUCGUGAGAGAUUAUUAAAUUUAACAAAAUCAUGGACAGAAAUGAAAGAAAAUAUAAAACGAGAACGUGAAAUAUCAGAAAAACAAUUACAAUUACUUGAUAAUCAUGAUGAUCAUGAUGAUAAUAGUAAUGAUAAAGAUGAUCAAAAAUUAUUACGUUAUUUUGAAAGAGACAUUGACAAUGAUGAUGUUAUGUAUGAAAUACAUCCAGCUGUUAAAAAUUCAGAUGAUAAAUUAAAAAAUAAUAAAGUUUUACGUGAUGAUAAUGAUGAUAAUUUGAGUAUUGAUAGUUCAUCAAAAGAAGGCAAUACACCAGAAACAGUUAUUGAAAAUAAAAGUGCAAUAAAAACUGAUGAUAAUCAUGAUAAUUCAAUAAUUAAUUUUGAUAAAAAAAAAUUAUUAGAUGCUAUGAAAGCCAUUGAUAAUAAUGAAAAUGUUGAAUUAAUUAAUAAUCAAAAAAUACGUAAUGAUAAUAUAACAACAAGAUCACAAGUUACUGAAAAUCUUUAUCGUGGAUUACCAACACAUGUUAGAAAAAGAGAUGAUAUUAUCAAAGAUAUAUUUGGUGAGACAAAUAAAAUUGAUAAUAAUCAUAAUAAAAUACGUAAUCGAUGUAGUAAAUUACAUUGAUAUUAUUUAUUUAAAAAUAAUUAUUUUUUAUUAAUUUAAUUUGUGUCAAUUUUGAUUAUUUAUAUUUUAUAUUUACUGAAAAAAAAAAACAAAUGAUUAAGUAAGAAUAAAAAUUAACAAUUAAUUGACAA
This is a messenger RNA of Aphidius gifuensis, 2580 nucleotides long. RefSeq names its product protein PFC0760c. The coding region runs from base 98 to 2449 and encodes 783 amino acids. Lineage: Eukaryota; Metazoa; Arthropoda; Insecta; Hymenoptera; Braconidae. The transcript is spliced from 7 exons. Gene Ontology annotation, biological process: intraciliary transport. Gene Ontology annotation, cellular component: axoneme. The record is from RefSeq and is a predicted model, not a curated record.